Culicoides brevitarsis is the source of this 3631-nucleotide messenger RNA. RefSeq lists its product as uncharacterized. The record is from RefSeq and is a predicted model, not a curated record. Gene Ontology annotation, molecular function: oxidoreductase activity, acting on paired donors, with incorporation or reduction of molecular oxygen; monooxygenase activity; heme binding. Lineage: Eukaryota; Metazoa; Arthropoda; Insecta; Diptera; Ceratopogonidae.
CAACUAGAAUCAGUCGCAAAAAUGUUAUCAAUAAUUUUAUUUUCUAUCCUCACGGGACUAGUGUCUUACAUUUUCUAUUUGGCCGUAAAACGUCAAAAUUACUGGAAAGAUCGUAAUAUUCCGCAUAUUAAAGCUCCCAUAUGGGGCCAUGUGCUAAAACCUACUUUAUUACAAGAGAAUAUUGCUGACACUCUCAAUAACUUGUACCACCACAAGGAUGCUCAAGGACAAAAGUUCGUUGGAAUCAACAUUUUUCACAAACCCUCGAUACUUAUUCGUGAUCCAGAAUUGAUAAAACGAGUUCUUGUCAAAGAUUUUAAUUAUUUCGCAAAUCGUCAUGUUGGAGCUGAUACCGAAACUGAUCCCUUAUCCGCAAAUAAUUUAUUCCAAGUUAAUAAUCCGAUGUGGAAGAUUAUAAGAACAAAGUUGUCCCCGAUUUUUACUAGUGGAAAAAUGAAGCAAAUGUUUUACAUGGUCGACAAAGUGGGGAAUGACAUGAAUGAAGUGAUUACUUCUCGAGUAGCAGCUGGAAAUGCUGAAUUUAGUGUUCGUAAUUUAUUUGCCAUGUUUACAGUGGAUGCCAUAACUUUAGUAGCUUUUGCGACAGAAGCGAAUUGUUUGAAAAAUCCAGAAGAAUCUGAAGUCCUCAAAAACGCAAAAAUAGCUUUUUCUGUCACAACGUUGGAAAAAAUUAGCACCAAUUGUUUGUUUUUCCUGCAAGAUUUCCUAAAACUGUUCCGAUUAAAAACUUUUAAUCCGAAAUUUGCGAAUUUCAUGUCAAAUUUAUUCCAUGAAGUCACAAAGGAACGCAUUAAAAGUGGCGGGGUGCGGAACGAUUUGAUUGAUUUCUUGAUUCAUAUUAAAAGUGCUGACCAGGAAGGCAUUAUGACAGACGAUGUUCUUUUGGCACAAGCGAUGGUCUUCUUUUUUGCUGGUUUUGAGACGAGUUCAUCCACUAUGGAGUUUGCUUUUUAUUUUCUGGCUAAAUAUCCGGAGGUUCAAGCAAAGGUACGAGACGAAAUCGAGCGUGGCUUUGAGAAACAUGGCAAACUUACGUACGAAUUUAUCUCCAAUGACAUGCCUUACACGUCAAAAGUCAUCAAAGAAACUCUCCGACUGUUCCCUACACUUCCAUUUCUCGAUCGAGAAUGUGAUCCUCCGACAGGGAUGGAUCCUGGAUAUUCCCUAGAGCCAUUCAGUGACUUCCGAAUCCCGAAAGGGAUGCCAAUUUAUAUUCCGGCGCAUGCAAUUCAACAUGACCCGCAGUAUUUCAGUGAUCCAGAGCGUUUCGAUCCAGACCGGUUUGAUGGUUCAAAGUCAUAUAACGAAUACACUUACAUGCCAUUUGGCUUGGGACCGAGAAAUUGCAUCGGAGAACGUUUUGCUCAUAUGCAGAUGAAAAUUGGCAUUGUGCAUGUCUUAAGGUCGUUUACUGUCGAGCCAAGUGCCGGGACACCAGACAACUUUAAAUUGGACCGAACGAAUACUUUGAUGCACCCCGAGAGAGAAAUUGUCUUGAAAUUCAUUCAGAAUCCCAUUAAAAUGUUGCCUUUCAUUUCGUAUUCUCACACAAUCAAGAUGAUUUUCGAAAAUAUUCUGGCAUUUCUGAUUAUCUUGGUGUCAUUUCUCCUCUAUUGGGGUUAUCGUCGUCAAACUUUCUGGGCACGUCACAAUGUCCCACACGUGAAAUCCCCUCUAUUCUUGGGAAACUUUUACAAAACAAUGUUCUUGAAAGAGCAUCUCAGUGUCACGUUCGAUUUUUUGUACAAUCAUGCAGUGGCGCGCAACGAACCGUUUAUCGGAGUGAAUCUUUUUCACAAACCGAUCGUUUUGUUGCGUGAUCCAGCGUUGAUUAAAAGAAUAUUGAUCAAGGAUUUUAAUUGUUUUUACGAACGUCACACAAGUGGAAAUCCGAAAAAUGAUCCUGUGGGUGCAAAUAACAUGUUUCAAGUGAGAAAUCCAAAGUGGAGAAUUUUGCGACAUAAAAUUUCACCUGUUUUUACAGCAAGUAAGAUGAAAAAGAUGUUUUACAUGAUCGAAAAAGUCGGAAGUGACUUGAAUGAACGAGUCAAGUAUCUUGUAACGGAAAAGGGAAAUCACGAAUUAGAAGUUAAAGAACUUUCAGGAUAUUUUACCACCGAUGUCAUCUCAAUAGUGGCCUUUGGAACGCAUGCCAACUCAAUAAAAACCCCGGAAACAUCGGAGUUUUUAAAAGCUGCGAAGGAAUCUUUCAUGCACAGCACGUGGAGUAAACUUGCCUUCAACUGUGUCUUCUUCCUACCAGAAGUGAUGAGUGCUUUGAGGCUAAAAACGUUUGAUCCGAGUUUUGAAGCGUUUUUACGACGAGUUUUAAAAGAUGUGAUGAACGAAAGAAAUAAAAGUGGCGGUGUGCGAAAUGAUCUCGUCGAUGUUUUGUUGGAGAUUCAAAAGGCUGAAGAAGGAAAUCGUGACACAAUUUUUACCGAAGACGUCAUCCUUGCUCAAGCAGCCGUUUUUGUAGCAGCUGGAUUUGAAACUUCUUCGUCUACAAUUGCGUUCGCCCUGUAUGAAAUUUCAAAAAAUCAAUCAAUUCACGAUCGUGUCCGAGAAGAAAUCGCUUCAGUAUUAAAAACACACAACGGAUUCCCCUACGAAGCAAUCACCAACGAACUUCCUUACCUUCAUGCUGUUAUCUCCGAAACACUUCGCAUGUACCCGAUCUUAGGAGUGCUCGAUCGAGAGUGUGUCAUUCCCGAUGGAUAUUCCUUGGAGCCAUUUAGUGACUUUAAAAUUCCUUGUGGAAUGGCUGUUUAUGUGCCCGUUGCUCCAAUUCACUACAAUCCGGAACACUUUCCCGAACCUCACAUUUUUGAUCCAACACGUUUUUUGGACAAAGACGCUCAUGCCGACACCUUCCUCGGCUUUGGCUUGGGACCUCGUAACUGCAUCGGAGAGCGAUUUGCAUGGAUUCAAGUGAAAAUGGCAAUCGUAUCAUUGCUUAAAUCCUUCAAAAUUGAGCUCGGCUCGACUUCGGUGCCACUUCCGCUGGACGAGACAUGCAUCUUAUCUGUGCCAAAAGAGGGAAUAAAGAUAAAAUUCACAGUCGAUGAGCUUCAGUAAACAAAUAUAAACAACUUGAUUAUCUCACUUUACAUUUCCCCAAGUAUUUAAUAAUAAACAUUUACUCCGUUCAAGCAGAUGAUGAUGAAGAAGACCUCUUCUUGCGUAUAUUAUUUAUUUAUUCAAGUGAUUAUCUAUGAGCAUGAUCACGAUGUUGAUGAGGUGUGUAAACAAAUUCCAUUGAUAUCCGGCCAAUUUUAUCAGCAAACUUCUUGUGGUGGCGCGAUUUCAAAAAAUAUUGACAGAAAAUGCUCAAAAAAAAUAUUCAAAUCAAGUUUCAAGUGAACAGUUUUUUCGGUCCUGGUCAAAACAAGCAAAUUUAGGGAAUUUCUUGUACACGCAAUCCAAAUGCAAUCGCAAACAUGACUCGAGUAUGUUAGACAAUGAUUUGAUAAGAAACAUGAGUUUUCGUUGUUAUUUAAUCAGACAAGUCAGGAUGAUACCAAAAAUAACAAAAAAAGAGACACACAUGAGGAGAUUAACAAACAAACGAAAAAAAAAACAAAACAAGACGCACAACACGAGAGAUACG